Messenger RNA from Pocillopora meandrina, 872 nucleotides. Lineage: Eukaryota; Metazoa; Cnidaria; Anthozoa; Scleractinia; Pocilloporidae. The record is from the annotation of a GenBank genome assembly.
UAUUACUACUGUUUAGUUGACACUUUAAAAAGUGAAGAUGAAACAGAGGCACAAACAAUCCAACGACUGGCUCUUAGCAAGAUAGGUGAGUAUCUGAGGAAUGCUGGGGGGCUUUUUAAUAGAAUAGAGACCAAUUCUGCUCAGGUUGCAGAACUAAAAGAAAUGUGUAGUAUGUAUUUUAACCUGAUGUCUUUGUUUUUUUCAUCCAGUGUUAAUGUCACAACAUGAACAAUUGGAUAUGCCAUUCCCUAUCAUGCAAAUUUGCUGUUUACAAGGUAUGGGGUGGGCUAUGGCAUUGUCUCUUUGCAGGCUAAAGAGGCCAAACAUUCUGGAGUGAAGGAAGAUUUGACCUUAACUAACCGGUCAAAUGUAAGUACUGCCGUACUGCCACUGGUAAAUGGUGGCAAGUAAUGCGAAGUAAUUAUGUUCGCUCAUUUUACCUCCCAGAACAUCAACCAAUGCCCUCUUCUUAUACCUCACACUACCAAUCAUGUUCUCCACCACACUGUUACCAAUCAAAUGUUUGUAAUUGUGGUAGAAAUAAAGAAAACGAUUUGCUCAGUUGUCAAGUUUGUUUGUCUGGUAUUAACUUUGUGACUUGUGCAAGCAGCAGAGGUCUGACAGAAUCAGUGUUGUGUACACCAAAACAUGUUGUCUGUAAACAGUGCAAUACUCGCUUUGCUGAUAACCUAUCAUUAUCAUCUCAUUUAAAGUUCUGCAAUGCCACUGAGGUAAGAAAGGUAGCUAUCAAGCCAACUUUGAUGACAGUACCUAGUUUAAAGGAAGCUUUACGAAGUAGAGGAUUAAGCACUGCAGGUACUAAGGAAAUUCUAAUUAAGCACCUUGAAGGUGCAUUGGCUGGGGAGGGGUAG